Messenger RNA from Danio aesculapii, 6320 nucleotides. It is a transcript of the gene neo1b, whose product is annotated as neogenin. The record is from RefSeq and is a predicted model, not a curated record. Gene Ontology annotation, biological process: cell-cell adhesion. The transcript has 29 exons. Gene Ontology annotation, cellular component: membrane. Bases 451 to 4749 code for a protein of 1432 amino acids. NCBI's taxonomy places the organism in Eukaryota, Metazoa, Chordata, Actinopteri, Cypriniformes, Danionidae. Gene Ontology annotation, molecular function: protein binding.
UCCAGCAGCACCACACGCCGUGUGCUUGCUUAUGUUGGAGACUCCACUGCGGUUCCGUUAAAUCUGUUGAACGCGUCUUUUUCUCUGCGCGGUCACAAACACACCGGCGCGUCGGAACAUAUUAACGUUAUUAGCCGCUGCCGUUGUGGGUCGGCUUGUGGGAUGACUUCAUGCCUCCUUUAAAAGCCCCUUUCGGCUUUUUAAGUUCAAGAAAACACCCGGACCCUUCAUAGGAUCGCCUUUGACUCUUUUACCGGAGAUUUAAAUGUUUAUUUUUGGCCACCGGCGGAGCGCGAGAUCUUGCCGGUUGCGGACAAUGCUCGGCGUUUUUUAACGAAACACCUCGUCCGUUGUCACUAGUCUGUAAAAUAAACUUCACCUCAAAGAACACAGUGGAUAACUUGUACGCGAGGUUGUUUUUUUCUGUUUUCUUUUUAACAUCAGAAAGUGAUGGCGGAGCGGGAGCAACGGCUGCUCGUGUUUUUCACAAGUCUCAUCGUUCUCCGGUUCGGCGGUGCGGAUAAAGGCUCUGCCAUCCGUGGCUUCACCCCGUUCAGAUUCUCUGUUGAACCUGUGGACGUUCUGGCGGUCCGCGGUCUCCCUGCUGUCCUGAACUGCUCAGCCAUCAGCGAUGCUCCAGUACGGGUGGAGUGGAAGAAAGACGGCACGUUCCUUAACCUGGUGGCGGAUGACCGCAGAAGGCAGCUAGCAGACGGCUCUCUGCUCAUCAGUACGGUGGUCCACUCCAAACACAAUAAGCCUGAUGAGGGGGUGUACCAGUGCGUGGCCACCAUUGACAAUCUGGGCACCAUCAGCAGCCGCACCGCACGACUCACAGUGGCAGGUCUUCCACGGUUCCUCAGUCAGCCGGAGGGUGUUUCUGUACGCAGUGGCGGGACCGAGAUGCUGAGCUGUGAGGUGACGGAGGAGCUGGUCCCGUUCACCCGCUGGGACAGAGACGCUCGGCCUGUGGAGCUGGACAACAGGGUUAUUCAGCUGCCCAGUGGAGCUCUGGUCAUCAGCAACGCCUCGCAGGCUGACGCCGGACUCUACCGCUGCACCAUAGAUGGACUCGGACCACCCAAAACCACUGAGGAGGCAGAGCUGCAGGUGUCCACAGAUUCAGGUGCUGAGGAAAAGCUGGAGACCCUCCAGGGCCCGGUUGCCGUUGCGAAGGUUGUCGGGGAGAGUGUGUUGUUGCCAUGCGUGAUGAAGGGACACCCAAUACCUGCGAUUCGCUGGACGUUUAAUGACCAGCCGAUUGAGGAAGCUCAUGAGCGGUUUUCUGUGAUUGGCGGAGGAAGCCUGCAGAUCGUCAACCUGACCGAAGAGGAUGCUGGGAUAUACGUCUGCCAGGCUGACAGCGGCAAUAUGACCAGCGAGAUCCAGGCCGAGCUCACUGUGCAUGUUCCUCCACGCUUCCUGACCAGGCCUUCAAACACGUACGCGCAGGAGUCCAUGGACAUCAUCUUUGAGUGUGAUGUCACCGGCUCUCCUCCGCCGACUGUCAAGUGGAUGAAGGAUGGAGACACGGUCAUCCCUAGUGAUUAUUUUAGGAUAGUGAAGCAGCAUAACCUGCAGGUUUUGGGUUUAGUCAAAUCAGACGAAGGUUUUUAUCAGUGUUUAGCAGAGAACGACGCCGGCAACGUCCAGGCCAGCGCUCAGCUCAUCAUCCUGGAUAUAGACGUUGCCCUUCCUUCUACUGUCCCUUCAUUGACCGCUGCCACUACUGACCAUGUAGCGUCCAGCGGGUCCGAGCGCAGCGGCCCGACGCCCUCCGCCCCGCGGGAUGUGGUGGCGUCUCUGGUGUCCACUCGAUUCAUCAAGCUGACCUGGAGACUUCCUGCCGAGCCGCACGGAGAAAACAUCACCUACUCUGUGUUCUACAGUCUGGACGGCACUAACAGGGAGCGUGUGGAGAACACCAGCGCUCCAGGAGAGAUGCAGGUUACCAUCCAGAACCUCAUUCCUGACACCAAAUACAGCUUUCGGGUGGUCGCAUCCAACGCCAACGGCCCAGGCGAGACUUCUGCCCCGCUGACAGUGGCCACCCAGCUGGAGGUUCAGGUCCCGGGUCCGGCUCCCAAUCUGCAGGUUGUGUCUGUGGGCUCGUCUUCCGUCUCUCUGAGCUGGGAGAGACCAAUCACUGGAAACGGGGAGAUCCAGACCUACAAACUCUUCUAUAUUGAGAAGGGACAGGAGUCUGAGCAGGACGUGGACGUCUCGGGUCUGUCCUACACCAUGACGAGCCUCAAGAAGUUCACCGAGUACAGUUUCAGGGUGGUGGCGUAUAAUAAACACGGCCCCGGCGUCUCCACUGAAGACGUGACUGUCCGAACACUGUCUGACGUGCCAAGCGCAGCCCCGCAGAACCUGACUCUGGACGUUCUCAACUCCACGAGCAUCAUGGUCCGCUGGCAGCCUCCUCCUGCUGGUAGCCUGAACGGAGAGCUGACGGGGUAUAAACUACGCUACCGUAAAGGCCUGAGGAGAGCAGAUGCGGUGGAGAUCUCCACCAUGCAGAUCUUCCAGCUCAUCGACGGUCUAGAGAGAGGGAAGGUGUAUACAGUCAGAGUGUCUGCAACCACAGUCAACGGCACCGGACCGGCCACUGAGUGGAGCGCAGCAGAGACAUUCGAGAGUGACCUGGACGAGUCUCAGGUACCAGGAGUCCCGAGUUCUCUUCACACUCGUCCACUGGUAAAUCGGAUCGUGGUGAGCUGGACUCCUCCAGAAAACCAGGAUGUUUUAGUGCGUGGCUAUAAGAUCGGCUACGGCAUCGGCAGUCCGCAUGCACACACAGUCACUCUAGACUACAAGCAGCGCUUCUACAGCAUUGAUAACCUCGAUGCCAGCUCCCAUUACGUCAUCACUCUCAAGGCUUAUAACAACAUGGGCGAAGGCGUUCCCAUCUACAACAGCGCCAUCACAAGACCUCAAUCCGACCCCAUAGACCCUGAUAUUGAUUUUUAUGAACUCUUCAAUAACCCAUACACCCCAGCACCUGACCCAACACCCAUGCUGCCCCCGGUGGGCGUCCAGGCUAGCGUCCUCGGCCACGACACUGUUAAAGUCUCCUGGGCGGACAAUUCACUGGCCAAAAACCAGAAGAUCACCGACGCCAGAUACUACACCAUCCGCUGGAAGACCAACAUCCCGGCCAACACCAAAUACAAGAUGGCGAACACCACGUCUCUGUUCCACACGGUCUCUGCUCUGAAGCCAAACACACUGUACGAGUUCUCUGUCAUGGUGACCAAGAACCGCAGAAGCAGCACCUGGAGCAUGACUGCGCACAGCACCACCCAUGAGUCCAUUCCCAGCUCUGCACCGAAAGACGUGACGGUGAUCAGUAAAGAAGGAAAUCCACGAAUCAUCAACAUCAACUGGCAGCCGCCGACCGAAGCCAACGGCAAAAUCACAGGCUACAUCAUCUACUACAGCACGGAUGUGAACGCAGAGGUUCAUGAUUGGGUGGUGGAGCCGGUUGUGGGGAACAGACUGACUCAUCAGAUUCAGGGCUUGACUCUGGACACCAGCUACUUCUUCAAGAUCCAGGCCAGAAACUCUAAAGGCAUGGGGCCCAUGUCUGACGCCGUGCAGUUCCGCACUCCAAAAGCUGAACCCUCAGACAAGAUGUCCAGCGAUCAAGGUCUGCAGGUAAAACCGGGUCACCCGACUCUGCCGGAGCACGGGAUUGGAUCCAACAUGGAUAAGCCGGGCAUCACAGGCAGUCAGGAGAACCAUAUUCUGGUGAUCGUGGUGAUCGUGUCUGUUGGUGUGUUCACCAUCAUCGCUGUGGUCGUAGGAGCUGUUCUGUGCACACGCCGCUCCAACUCACACCAGAAGAAGAAACGUGCGGCCUGUAAAUCAAGCACCGGCUCCCACAAAUACAAGAGCUCCUCUAAAGACCUGAAACCUCCAGAUCUGUGGAUCCAUCACGAGCGCCUGGAGCUCAAACCCAUGGACAAAUCACCAGAACCAAACCCUGUGAUGACCGAGACGCCCAUCCCUCGCAGCGUCCAGGAGCCGGUGGUCGAGACCAGCCACCAGAGACGCGGACAUGAUGUGGAGGACAGUGUGUCCACUUUGGCUGGACGGAGAGCAGUGAGACCCAAAAUGAUGAUGCCGUUUGACUCUCAGCCUCCACAGCCUGUGAUCAGCGCUCAUCCCAUCCAUUCUCUGGAUCAUCUUCAUCAUCAUCAUCAUCAUUAUCACCUGCCGCCGCGGGGUUACCUUCAUCACCAGAUCAGCCUGAGAGCCCCAGCCACAACACACACACACUCAGAGCGAGCCGCUGAGUCAGCGAGGAAUCAGCCGGCUGCACCUGAACCUCCGGUGGCCCCCAGUCAGCCCACCACCACAGCUGAGCUCCAGAAGACUACAGAGGUGAUAAAAGAGGAAGAGGCGCCUGGUAUAAACCCCCCGACGGCUCACGUGCGGCCCACACACCCGCUCAAGAGCUUCGCUGUGCCCACCGUCACCGUUUCUGCACACAGCCCGUCCACAUACGACAGCGCAUUACCCAGCACCCCUCUGCUGGCACAGCCUGCGGUCGCAGGGAAAACCGCCUCCAUCGGCACACUCAGCAGAGCUCGAGCCCCAAUGGCAGUCACCGUCCCCAGUGCUCCCGACCAAUCAGAAACCAGCAAGAUGCUCGACAUGACGUUUGAGACGGAUGAGCUGUCUGAAGAAAUGGCCCAUCUGGAGGGUUUGAUGAAGGAUCUGAACGCCAUCACCACCGGCUGAAGAAAGGCUUUUCUCACCGCGUCCUCAGGAACAGCUACAGGACUUCUGAAUGAAACCCCCAUCAUCCUGCAUGGAGGGAAAUCCGUCUCAAUGCCAUUUUUCUCAACUCCUCGGAUUGACUGAGUUUUUUUAGAGGAUUGUAUUUAUGUAUUCUACAUUUUUUUUAGCCUCUGUGUAGGUUUUCAUUGUGUAAAUGCUCAUUUUUAGGACUUUUAUUUUGUAUUUUUGUAAGAGGAAACCUCACACGCUCAAAUGUUGGGCUUCAUUCAUGAAAUGAGAGCAGAAUAAUUGUGUGUACAUUUUUAGUUUGACUGUUUUUAUGCAAUUUGAUGCAUUUAAAUUGAUGCAAACAUUUACAUAAUGAUUUAUUAUGCGUACAUAAUGAUCAUUAGAUAGUUUUUAGCAUCUAUACAAACAUAUUUUGAUAGUUUCUUAAUAAUAAUAUUGGAAAAAUAUACAAAAUCUUGCAAUCAAAUUGGUCCUAAUACAAAGCCCAGUGGCACACCGAUGGCAAAAGCCCAGGAUAUGUGAUUCAAACUGCAGUGAUUUCAUUGAUUUCUAUUCACGUACUCUAAAACACCAGUUUAUUAGUUGUAUUAUUGAUAGAUUUGCUUGAAAACAGUCAUCAAACAACACACACACAAUCAUUUCUGCUUGCUCAUGAAUUCUCAUGAAUGUUUCAUGGCUUUAUUUCGGUGUCUUACAUCGUGUUGACAUUUUUCCAUCAUCAUAUGUGGACAGAAAAGCGAGAUCUCAGUGUCUCGGGGACGCCGGUAGCAUAAAAAAACAAAACAAAUCUGAAUAUGCAUCAGAAAUUUCCACAUGAAGUUCUCUCUCUCUGCUCUGAAGGCCGAUGUUUGGUGCUUCAGAAACUCCUCAAACGUGAGAACGGCGAGUGAAUGAAGCGGUUCCUCAUAUUCGCUCCUCUUCCUCAGGACCCUGACGCCUGUUUUCGGGCCCUCGAGCUUCAUCAUGAAGGAGUUCAAUGCCAAGUGACUCUCGGAUUUUUCUACUUGUGAGAGGUAAAUCGAUAUAUAUAUAUAUAUAUAUAUGAAUAUAUACGACGAACUGCAAACGUUUGCUUACAUGAAUACUUUGUACACUCUCCAAAAGGACGAUUUUUAUAUCCUUCAUCUUCGGGUUGGUUUUUUUUAUAUAUGAAGACGACGCAUCGCUUUGUAAACAUUUUCCAUGUAAGUUAUGAACGGUUCAAUAUUCAGCGUUGUGUUUUUGGCCGUGCUGUUUAGCCAAUCCCUUUCUCCCAAAGAAUGAGCGGAAGAAAAUAUCAGCGAACUCUUGCCUUGCUCGUGUACAGUUUUCUCACGUCAUGAAUGUCCAUGUGGCUGUAACCAGGUCUGCUUAUGAAUACAGUUGUUGUUUGUGUUUACAAUAAUGGGGGAAGAUUUGAAAAAAAGAAGAAGACACGAGCCAUGUUGUGUGGCCGGCGUAACAUCUACCGUCAUUUGCACUUUUUAUAUUUUGGAUUUGAAAUGAAUCGCUGAUGCCAUGUGAAAUAUGAACCUAUUUUAUGUAACGAUGAUGUCACAAGUAAACGGCUGGUUUCAAAGACA